AUUCCUCUGCCUCUCUCUCGCUUCUCCAGUUAUCCUCUUCAAGUCGACUCCUUUUUUGCUACACAACAGUCUACAGGUUCGAGCUUUAGAAACAAUGGCGGCCUUCCCCAACCUUAACUCUGACGCUGGAUUAAAGAAGCUCGACGAGCAUCUUCUCACUCGCAGUUACAUCACUGGGUACCAAGCUUCAAAGGAUGAUAUCACUGUCUUCACGGCUAUUUCAAAGCCCCCAACUUCAGAGUAUGUGAAUGUAUCUCGUUGGUUCAACCACAUCGAUGCCCUCUUGAGGAUCUCAGGUGUCUCUGCUGAAGGAAGUGGUGUCACUGUUGAGGGAUCAUCACCUAUCACAGAAGAGGCCAUUGCUACUCCCCCUGCAGCUGAGUCUAAGGAUACUGCUGUUGAUGAAGAAGAUGAUGAUGAUGUUGACCUUUUUGGAGAGGAGACCGAAGAGGAAAAGAAAGCUGCUGAAGAGAGAGCAGCUUCUGUCAAGGCAUCUACGAAGAAGAAGAAGGAAUCCGGAAAGUCAUCAGUCUUGAUUGAUAUCAAGCCGUGGGAUGAUGAGACCGACAUGAAGAAGCUAGAGGAAGCUGUAAGAUCCAUUCAGAUGGAAGGAUUGUUUUGGGGAGCAUCAAAGCUUGUCCCAGUUGGUUACGGUAUCAAGAAGUUGCAGAUCAUGUGCACCAUUGUCGAUGACCUUGUGUCUGUUGACACCAUGAUCGAAGAGCAACUCACUGUUGAACCCAUCAAUGAAUUCGUUCAGAGCUGUGACAUCGUUGCAUUCAACAAGAUAUGAGCAUGGAGAAAAGCUUGGAGAAAGGUCUGUUUAUGUUGUUGUUGUCAUCUUCUUCUUCUUCUUCUAUAUCCAAUUUUCAAAGUUUCUGUUAUCUGUUUUGAGUCUACUAUGUGGAAAGGCUUUGCUAUCUCUGAUUCCUACAUAUCUCAAAUAUACGAGAAUCUUAAGUUUGAAACUAUCGUUCCAGAUUA
Capsella rubella is the source of this 984-nucleotide messenger RNA. Its product is annotated as elongation factor 1-delta 2. Gene Ontology annotation, cellular component: cytosol; eukaryotic translation elongation factor 1 complex. NCBI's taxonomy places the organism in Eukaryota, Viridiplantae, Streptophyta, Magnoliopsida, Brassicales, Brassicaceae. The record is from RefSeq and is a predicted model, not a curated record. Gene Ontology annotation, molecular function: translation elongation factor activity; guanyl-nucleotide exchange factor activity. Bases 95 to 793 code for a protein of 232 amino acids. Gene Ontology annotation, biological process: translational elongation. The transcript has 7 exons.